This is a messenger RNA of Phalacrocorax carbo (great cormorant), 5708 nucleotides long. The record is from RefSeq and is a predicted model, not a curated record. NCBI's taxonomy places the organism in Eukaryota, Metazoa, Chordata, Aves, Suliformes, Phalacrocoracidae.
CCUGCCAACGGCCGGGGGUCAAAGGUUACCGACAAAAUGGCGGCCGCUACUGCGGAGGCUAGCGCCGGCGGGGCGCGGCGGGCGCGCUGCUGCUGAGGGGCGCCUGGCGCGGCACGGCGGCCCCCGCCCUGCCCUCCAUGCCGGCCGGACACUGCCGACCGCCCCGGAAGAGAGCCAGUCGCGGCAGCCCCCAGCCCAGCCGCCUCCCGGAGCGGCGCCCGAGCCCGCAGCGGCGAUAAGGCCGGGCCGCAGGGGGCUCCGCGGUGCCUCCCGCCCGCGCCGCUCCCGGCCCACCCGGCACCCGGCUCCGCACCGCCUUUCCCGCCCGCUGGCGGAGGGGGCUGCCCCAGCCGGCUGUACCCGGAGCGGGGACACCUCUGCCGCGCCGGCGCGGCCGCGGCCUCCCGGAUUCGGUCACUCGCGGCUGCGCUGCCCCUGAGCCGGGAUUGACGUGGGUUCUGCGGAGGGGGAGCACGCAGCGCCUCCGAACAGGCAUCGUACCCCCGCGGGAGAGGGGGCUGCGUGCUGCACCCACAACAAGUUACACAGCAAGGCUGAGUGUUGUCGCGUUGUAACUAUGGUGCUUAUCCGAGCGGAAGAUGCCUGACCGUUGGGAGUCGCAGAUCCACUGGGGAGAUGCGUGAUCCAGUACGACCUGACACAGGGAAAAACCGAAGGACCCGUCAAGCGAGGAUGAUGUUGAUGCGAGUCUGACGGUCAGCAGUGUGUGUUUAGUGCUGCUGUUCAGGAUGAAUAGGAAAAAAGGAGACAAAGGAUUUGAGAGCCCAAGGCCAUAUAAAUUAACUCACCAGGUAGUUUGUAUCAACAACAUAAAUUUUCAGAGAAAGUCGGUUGUAGGCUAUGUGGAGCUGACAAUAUUUCCCACAGUUGCAAACCUGAAUAGAAUCAAACUGAACAGUAAACAGUGCCGGAUUUACAGAGUAAGAGUCAACGAUUUAGAAGCAGCUUUCAUCUAUAAUGAUCCAACGCUGGAAGUUUGUCACCAUGAGUCAAAGCAGAGGAAUCUCAACUAUUUUUCCAAUGCCUAUGCUGCCGCAGUCAGUGCUGUGGACCCAGAUGCUGGAAAUGGAGAACUCUGCAUUAAGGUUCCCUCGGAGUUAUGGAAACAUGUUGACGAGUUAAAAGUCCUGAAGGUACAUAUAAACUUUUCGCUGGACCAGCCAAAAGGAGGCCUUCAUUUUGUGGUACCCAACAUGGAGGGCAGCAUGGCAGAAAGAGGAGCUCAUGUCUUUUCAUGUGGUUAUCAAAACUCUACAAGAUUUUGGUUUCCUUGUGUUGACUCAUAUUCUGAGUUGUGUACCUGGAAACUGGAGUAUACUGUAGAUGCUGCAAUGGUGGCUGUUUCAAACGGAGAUUUGGUGGAAACGGUAUAUACCCAUGAUAUGAGAAAGAAGACUUUCCAUUACAUGCUGACUAUUCCAACUGCAGCUUCUAACAUCUCAUUGGCAAUAGGACCUUUUGAAAUCCUUGUUGAUCCAUACAUGCAUGAGGUGACUCACUUUUGCUUACCACAACUUCUCCCAUUGCUCAAACAUACCACGUCAUACCUUCAUGAGGUGUUUGAAUUUUAUGAGGAAAUUCUUACCUGCCGCUAUCCAUACUCCUGUUUCAAGACUGUUUUUAUAGAUGAAGCUUAUGUUGAAGUAGCUGCUUAUGCAUCCAUGAGCAUUUUCAGCACAAAUCUCUUACACAGCGCAAUGAUUAUAGAUGAAACUCCACUGACAAGGAGGUGCCUAGCACAGGCCCUGGCCCAGCAGUUCUUUGGAUGUUUUAUAUCCAGAAUGUCCUGGUCAGAUGAAUGGGUGCUAAAGGGAAUCUCUGGUUAUAUUUAUGGCCUUUGGAUGAAAAAAACCUUUGGUGUUAAUGAGUACCGGCACUGGAUUAAACAGGAGUUAGAUCAAAUAGUGGCAUACGAACUGAAGACCAGAGCUGGGGUUUUUAUUUUCUUUUUCAGCCCUGCAUCACACCUACAUUUUUCUAUCAAACACCCUCAUACACUGUCCUGGGAAUAUUACACUAUGUUCCAGUGUAAAGCACAUCUUGUGAUGAGACUGAUUGAGAAUAGGAUUAGCAUGGAGUUCAUGUUACAGGUUUUCAACAAGUUGUUGAGUCUGGCCAGUACUGCUUCGUCUCAGAAGUUCCAGUCACACAUGUGGAGUCAGAUGUUGGUUUCCACAUCUGGGUUUUUGAAAUCUAUCUCAAAUGUCUCUGGCAAAGACAUCCAACCUUUAAUAAAGCAGUGGGUGGAUCAGAGCGGAGUGGUAAAAUUUUAUGGUAGCUUUGCAUUCAAUAGAAAACGGAAUGUAUUGGAAUUGGAAAUAAAACAGGACUACACAUCUCCUGGGACUCAGAAAUAUGUGGGUCCUCUUAAAGUGACUGUGCAAGAACUUGAUGGAUCAUUCAACCAUACACUGCAGAUUGAAGAAAACAGUCUCAAACAUGAUAUACCUUGCCAUUCUAAAAGCAGAAGAAAUAAGAAGAAAAAGAUUCCACUGAUGAAUGGAGAAGAGGUGGACAUGGACCUUUCUGCUAUGGAUGCUGAUUCCCCUUUACUCUGGAUAAGAAUAGACCCUGAUAUGUCAGUAUUGAGGAAAGUAGAGUUCGAACAGUCUGAUUUCAUGUGGCAGUAUCAGCUUCGAUACGAGAGAGAUGUGGUUGCCCAGGAAGAAGCCAUUCUGGCAUUGGAAAAGUUCCCUACUCCAGCGUCAAGGCUUGCACUGACUGAUAUACUAGAACAAGAGCAAUGUUUCUACCGAGUGAGAAUGAUGGCCUGCUUCUGCCUUGCAAAGAUUGCAAAUUCCAUGGUCAGUACGUGGACAGGACCACCAGCCAUGAAGUCACUCUUUACCCGAAUGUUUUGUUGUAAGACUUGCCCAAACAUUGUGAAGACCAACAACUUCAUGAACUUUCAGAGCUACUUUCUGCAAAAGACUAUGCCUGUUGCCAUGGCCCUUCUGAGAGAUGUUCAUAACCUCUGUCCUAAGGAGGUUUUAAUGUUUAUUUUGGAUUUGAUCAAGUAUAACGAUAACAGAAAGAACAAGUUUUCAGACAACUACUAUCGUGCUGAGCUGAUUGAUGCCCUAGCCAACUCUGUAACUCCUGCAGUCAGUGUGAACAAUGAAGUUCGAACAUUGGAUAACUUAAAUCCUGAUGUUCGACUUAUUCUUGAGGAAAUUACCCGUUUCCUAAACAUGGAGAAGCUUCUUCCCAGUUACAGGCAUACCAUUACCGUCAGCUGUUUAAAAGCUAUUCGAGUGCUUCAGAAGAAUGGUCAUGUGCCAAGUGAUCCUGCUCUCUUCAAGUCAUAUGCAGAAUAUGGGCACUUCAUAGAUGUCCGAAUAGCAGCAUUGGAGGCUGUUGUUGAUUACACAAAAGUUGACAGGAGCUAUGAAGAACUACAGUGGCUGCUCACUAUGGUUCAGAGUGAUCCUGUACCCUACAUAAGGCAUAAGAUUCUGGAUAUGCUGACUAAGAACCCACCUUUUACCAAGAACAUGGAGUCCCCUUUAUGUAACGAAGCUUUGGUAGAUCAACUUUGGAAACUGAUGAAUUCGGGAACUUCACAUGACUGGAGAUUACGAUGUGGUGCUGUGGACCUCUAUUUCACACUUUUUGGCCUCAGCAGACCUUCUUGUUUACCAUUACCAGAGCUUGGACUUGUUCUUAAUCUGAAAGAAAAGAAGGCUGUACUUAAUCCAACGAUUAUCCCUGAAUCAGUUGUGAAUAAUCAGGAACCUGUGAAUAGUACUAACAAUCACGGACAGUCAGUAGGAUUUCAGAACACCGAGGAUGAUCAUCUUAUUAAGGAAACAGCAUCCAGCAUUUCUGGUCAUCAGCAGGGGGUGAAGAGGAAGGCUGAUAUGCCACUCGGGUCUCCAUUGGAGCCAGGGCAAAUACUAGAGAAGAAUGAAGACAGUAAAGUCAAACUCAAAAUCAGAUUCUCAAACUCUCAAGAAGAGGAGGAAAUUGAUAUGGACACAGUUCAUGACAGUCAAGCCUUUAUUUAUCAUCAUUUGAAUAUGUUGGAGAGACCAUCCACACCAGGUAAAGAACAGUCUUCGGGAGAGAUGAACAUGCACCCUGUCUCAGCAGCUCCACUGUCUGUGUUUAGUAAAGAAUCAAACUCCUCAAAGCAUAGUGAUCACCAUCACCAUCACCACCACGAGCACAAGAAAAAGAAGAAGAAACACAAGCAUAAGCAUAAGCAUAAACAUAAACAUGAUAAUAAAGAAAAGGAAAAGGAUCCCUUUGCUUUCUCUAACAGUCCAGCCAGUGCACGAUCAAUCCGUUCCCCGUCACUUUCAGACUGAUAUUGAUGGCUUCUCUGGAUUUCAACUUGCAGUGUUCCCUGAAUACUUAGAAGGAUGUAUAUAACUAUAGCCUUUAUCUUUUUUUAUGGAAAUAAGAAUAUGUGAAUUGCCUUAGCAAUUCAGAAGCUCUGCCACCGUCCUCAUUUGAAGUCUUCUAUUUGCAUAUGCGGUUCUUGAAAUAAUCUGAUUCAAAAAAUAUGUUUUAUGAUUCUGAGUCAUUUUGUAUUUCACUGUUCUCCACACCUCCCACUCUUUUUUCCAUUUUAAACAAAGAAAACAGCCCUUUAUGUAAGGGCCCCAUGUCCACUGGCAACCCCCUGCACAUCAUGCUGGCCAUGUGUACUGCCAGAACCAAUUAUGUUUUAAUCCUUUGAAGAAUGUUAUGAGGCAGAGUGUGUUUUAAGCAGAAGCCAAUUGCGAGACCUUUGGUGAAGUGCUGUUUCCAGCGUAGUAUUGUAUAACCAAGUGUAGACCUCCUGAGAAGGCAGGGAUUUUCUGUAGUCUUCAGUUGAGCUGUUUCUUGCUUUAACCAUUGCAAUGUAAUGUCAGACUUUUAAGAACAGUGUAUAGAACAUUUGCCUUUUUCAGGUACUAAAACUCUUUAAAAAUUCCAAGCUGCUUUUAAGCUGCAGGUAUUUAUUAUGGACAUGACCCUUUGAAUAUAAUGACGUUCUGCAAUUAUGUUUUUGGAAUUUUAGCAAAAUGCUUAAUGCAUGUUUUGUCCUGUAAUCAGGCUUUUAAAAAUCCAAUAAAGUUUGCAAAUUAUUUUGACAGAGGCAGAAUUUUUUCUUCAAGCUUGACAUUGGAAGAUGAUUUUGAAGGAUGGCUUUGCUAAAAUUAAAAAAGUAAUUUUGAAAAGCUUAAAAAUAAAAAAAUACAUAUUUCCUGCUGCUGCAGGGUAGUUUUUCUGGAAGCAUGCUAUAUGAUCAGCUCAAGAAUCCACAGGAGAAAUACAUCAGUAGAUUAAGCUAGGCCUGGGACUUUACAUGAUGGAUACAUUUAGAUUUCCUUAGCUGUGUUUUAUGCAGUGUACUCUUUGCACCCAGCAAAUGUUUUAUUUAAAAACUUACAUUUUUAAAAGUUUUCAUAAUAGAGAUAAAUAAUCUCUGCCACUUUUUAUGUAUUUUCUUUAUUUGUAUGUAGAGGCAGGAGCUUUAUUGCCAUGCACUGGCUGACAUCUGUUGCCCAGAGUUCACAUCACAUUUGGCUUUCUAGAAGGUGGUUCUAUUUGGGUUAAGUAUUUUUCAAAAAAAUUUUCCCAAAUUCCUCUGAGAGACUGAUUCUUCUUAGGGCAAAGUGAGAAAGUUCAUCAGGGACCUAAGACUUUUUAAAGCUAUAUUCUGUUUCAUGAAAGUUAAUAAAUACUUUUAUAUUAUA